GCUUCCAACCACUCACCCGCCGCAGCGGGAGCAGCCGCAGCUUCCAGGGCCAUGGAGAGCCAGGGCCGUGGAGCUGCGGCUGUCCUGGCUGGCUCCUGGCUGUCCUGCUUGCUCCGAGCCCCCCGGGUGGGAGCCCUGCAGGAGCCGCUGCUGGAGGACGCGGCCCUGGAGAACAUCAGCUGGGCUGCCGAGGAAUCCCAGGGCAACGGCUCCUCGGAGCACGCCUUCUUCUCUCUGGAUUAUCAGCACGUCCAGGUGCCCUUUGAAAUCACGCUCUGGAUCAUGCUGGCGUCCUUGGCCAAAAUAGGGUUCCAUCUCUACAACAAGCUGCCUUCCGUGGUUCCCGAAAGCUGCUUGUUGAUAUUUGUGGGGCUCAUCAUGGGGGGAAUCAUCUACGGAUUAAAUGACAGGUCCCCCCCAGUGAUGGACAGCGACAUCUUUUUCCUCUACCUCCUGCCCCCCAUCGUGCUGGACGCCGGCUACUUCAUGCCCAGCCGCCCCUUUUUCGAGAACAUCGGCACCAUCCUGCUCUACGCGGUGGUGGGCACCAUCUGGAACGUGUUUGGGAUCGGCUUUUCCCUGUAUGGGAUCUGCCAGGUGAAAGCCUUCCGGCUGCAGGACGUGUCCCUGCUGCACAACCUCCUGUUCGGCAGCCUCAUCGCCGCCGUGGACCCCGUGGCCGUGCUGGCUGUCUUCGAGGAGAUCCACGUCAACGAGAAGCUGCACAUCCUGGUCUUUGGGGAAUCGCUCCUCAACGAUGCUGUGACCGUGGUGCUCUACAAGCUCUUUCGCUCUUUCUGUGAGAUGCCGACCAUCAAAAGCGUGGAUGUUUUUGCUGGAGUUGGAAAAUUCUUCGUGGUUGGGCUGGGAGGAGUUCUAGUGGGGCUGAGUUUUGGGUUCACUGCUGCCUUCACCACACGCUUCACCAAGGACAUCCGUGUCAUCGAGCCCCUCUUUGUGUUCCUGUACAGCUACCUGUCCUACCUCACUGCAGAGAUGUUCCACCUCUCUGGGAUCGUGGCCAUCAUUUCCUGUGCCAUGGGCAUGAAGCGUUACGUGGAGGCCAACAUCUCCCUCAAGUCCCACACCACAGUCAAGUACUUCAUGAAGAUGUGGAGCAGUGUGAGCGACACCCUCAUCUUCAUCUUCCUCGGAGUUUCCACCAUCGGAGAGAACCACGAGUGGAACUGGCCCUACAUUUGCUUCACGGUUAUUUUCUGUCUCGUUUGGAGGGCACUUGGGGUUCUUGUGCUGACUUUCUUUGUGAACAGAUUUCACGUGAACACCAUCACCAGUAAGGACCAGUUCAUCAUCGCCUAUGGGGGGCUCCGAGGGGCCAUUUGCUUCUCUUUGGUUUUCCUGCUGCCUGACUUCCACAGGAAAAAGCUCUUCAUUGCAGCAACAACUGUUGUCAUCCUCUUCACCGUGUUCGUGCAGGGAAUGACCAUCCGUCCCCUCGUUGACCUGUUGGCUGUCAAGAGGAAGAGGGAGAGUGCUCCCACCGUGGGAGAGCAGAUCCACAUUCGGUUCUUGGAUCAUUUGCUGGCUGGCAUUGAAGAUAUAUCUGGACACUGGGGACAGUAUUACUGGAAAGACAAACUGGAAUAUUUCAACAGCAGAUACCUGCAGAAGAUCCUGCUCAGGGAGUACGACCAGCCCAAGUCCAGCAUCGUGCUGCUCUACGAGAAGCUGGAGCGCAAACACGCCAUCGAGCUGGCCCAGGCUGGGCAGCUGGGCCACGGCCUAGCCCACCCCUCCUUCCUCAGCAGCGACAGGACUGUCAUAGCAGACCAAAAAUUGGAGGACACUCCAAAUCCUGAUGUCCUGGACAACAUGCAGGAAAUAUUGGCCAGGAACCUGUACCGGAUCAGGAGGACGGGCCCGGCGUACAACAGGCACACCCUGCCCGGGGACAGCGAGCCCACGGAGCACGCCAAGGAGAUCCUGAUCCUGCGGCACAAGGGCCUGCUGGUGGACAUGGGCGGGAGCGACACCUGCAGCUCCAGGAAGGAGUCCCAGAAGGAGGACUCGUGCUCGGCGCAGGGCGAGGCCACCCCGCAGCCCAAGCUCUGCCGCUCCUUCACCGUGGGGAACACGGAGAAGGUCCGGGAAGUGAAGGAGAGCCGAUCCAAGUCCGUGUGCGCCAUCCCACUGCCCCAGCCCAGCGGCACAGGGCUGAAAGAGCUGACUCUGGAGAUGUACAAACACAAGGCAUGCUCUGGCUCCCCAGGAGGGGUCUGACCCCUUCAGGGAGGGCUGCUGGAUGUGUAGAUAAUGUAAAUAAGAUGCACGUUGGAAAGGACAGCGUGGACAGGGUGGAAUAUCUGGAGUUGUUUUCAUGGAAAGUCAGUCUUACUGCCCAGUGCUGGGCUUUCAGUGGGAACUGAGGGAAAAGAUGCCCAGCUGAGCAUCAGCAAUGCCAGGGAAUGGCUGAGAGGACAUUUCUAAGGAAUUUCUAGGAAAAGUUAGCCUGUUCAGUCUGGGAAAAUUGCUGAAAUUGCCUACAACUGCAAGGAAGGAUGUUUUAAUAAGGUGAGAUAUGGGAUCUUCUCAUUAGUUUUCAGGGAUAGGCUAAACUGCAGGGAGCAUUUGGAUUAUAGGUUGGGAAAAACUUGAUAAUCUCAAAGAAGCUUUUAUUAGGGGAUGGAGGAAAGAGCAGAAAUAGCAACAGAUCUCUUCUUCUCCUCAGGAGCUGAUGGAUCCUGGCAAUAAACAUUAUUCUCAUGAAGCCCAAAGUUAAAUGACAUAGUUGAGUAAGGGGCUGUGUCUUACCUGAGGGACUGUCCCACACCAAGCCACAAUUCUGCUAAUGAAAAAUUAUUGCAGCUGAAUUAAAAGGGAGAAAUAUGUUCUUACUGGUUUUUGAAAACUUAUGUAAGGAAUGAUUCACCUCAACGUUAAAGUGAGGAGGCUCCAAACCCAGUGGUGAUAGCAGGAGAUGAGGGUGACAGCCCUGAAAUAAAUAGGAAAGCUCUCUGACGUGGUUGGUUGGUCACAUUAAUCCUGUAAAGAUAUUUUGGGAUGAUCUGUGCUGCCAUGGCUGGGAGCUGUGGGUUUAGAGGGGUUUGAAAGUGCCAAGAGGGUGACCCAAACUCUGGCUGUGAGGUGUGAGCCCUUUGCACAGCAGAUGCAGGAAAACUCUGGGCAUAGGACCUGAGGAAGACAGGUAGCCCCAGAUUUGGGUAAUUUUCUUUGAAACGCCAGGUAAGUUCAAGCCUUUGAAUUCUUGUCCUGUCAGGUUCAGUAAGGACAAGUUUUAGUUUUGCCUUGACAUUUUUCUUUCUCUUCUCCUUCUUCUGAUCCAAGAGUGUUUAAUCUGAACGAGUGGCUCUUUUUGAAAAAGCAUUAAAAGAAACUGUAGGAAUUCACGGACUCCCCCCCCACCCCAUGAUAUUUUUGGGUUUGCAGAACCAGUCUCCUGUGGGCAGAAAUACCCCCUUAGGAGAGCCCUGCAUGGUACAUUGGGGCUUUCAUUUUAAAUUAAGGCACAAAUUUGUGUGAAUUUGCUUUGCAAUGAUCUACGGUCUCAUUUUCUUCUGAAAAAACCCCUCGAUGAUGUCCUGGCAUAAGCUGAGGUGAUUCAUGUUGACUUGAAGGUCACUCCAUCACUGGAAAUCCACUUCAUUGGAAAGGAAAAUUCGAGCUUUUAGCAAUAGAUGUGUGUUUUACAUGUGUAUAUACAUAUAUGUACAUAUACAUUGAUUUUAAUCUAAGCUCAUUGCAUCUUCCAUUUAUUACAGUUUUGAUUUGUUUCCUAGUUUAAUCCAUGUGCAUGGGAGCCAUGUGGGCUUGGCUGUAAUUGGUUUAGGAAAACAGCCCAUCUUUGAGUUUGUUGUAAUAUAUGUUACAAUCUAAGGCAUUUAUGAAUAUGCUGCAAUGUUCUACAUUUCUGUUUCAAUUAAACUCGCUGUGUUAUGGGAUCAUCUCUGAGUUAUUCUCUCCUUGCAUCUUCAAUAUGCUGCUGGUGACAUCCUCAGGAGCUGGGGACACUCAGGGGUGUCUCUGGGUGUCAUUCCAGGUGGAUCCUCCUGGACCAGCAGCUCCUUCAACCCUUGGCCAGUGAUCCCAAGAUCACGAGUGAGGAAAGCAAUAGGAGCAAGGAAAUAAAAUUGGUGUUGUUGUUCAUUGGUGAAAGCCAUUGCAUACAAGGGAGAGAGAAAAAAAUACUGAACCUGAAGGUCCUCAGCUCUCUGGGGUUGGAAUGUCCCUGUUCACCUGCAGUUUUAUGUCCUCAGUGUUUUAAAUCUCUCCUUAAAUUCUGCACAGUAAAUAGUCAUAGGAGGAUUUACUAAGGCGAGUAAUUUUUAUUCUAUAGUGGGACAGCAAAUAGGAAAUUAAAUAAUUUUGCUUGUCUAGGAGUUUAUAAUUAGGGGUAGAAACUGAUUGACUAAUUCUUGCUUGGGUUUUGUUUGGUUUUUUUUUUUUUGGCUCUUUUAUUUUGGUUUUGUGCUUUUGCAUCUGACCUGUGUUAUUUUUGUCUGAAAUACCUGGAUGUCUGUACCAUCUUUGUCUUGCAUCCAUCCUUGUCAUCUUUAUACAGCAUCCAUCAUUUCUCUGGACAUCAGGCACUUAAAUAAGGAACUUUUUCCAACUGAGCCUCCCAUCAGUUUUUUUG
Messenger RNA from Motacilla alba alba, 4615 nucleotides. Its product is annotated as sodium/hydrogen exchanger 2-like. The record is from RefSeq and is a predicted model, not a curated record. Gene Ontology annotation, cellular component: membrane. Gene Ontology annotation, biological process: sodium ion transport; proton transmembrane transport; regulation of pH. Gene Ontology annotation, molecular function: sodium:proton antiporter activity. The transcript is spliced from 12 exons. The coding region runs from base 52 to 2241 and encodes 729 amino acids. NCBI's taxonomy places the organism in Eukaryota, Metazoa, Chordata, Aves, Passeriformes, Motacillidae.